ACAAAAAAAGUCGUUCACAUCGUUUGUAAACAUCAAUCAACGUUCUGGUUCAUCUCUUUCUGUUAGUUUUUUUUCCUAGUUUUUCGAUAAGUGUGUGCAUAAAUAGACAAAAAUGGCGCGAAAUGCAGAAAAGGCUAUGACAACACUGGCCCGUUGGCGUGCGUCCAAAGAAGCGGAAACGGGUGAAAAAGAGCGUCGACCGUAUUUAGCGUCCGAAUGCACGGAUGUGUCAAAAUGUGAAAAGUGGCGUCUGGAAAUCAUUCGUGAGAUAUCGAAAAAAGUAGCACAAAUACAGAACGCUGGUCUCGGCGAGUUUCGGAUACGUGAUUUAAACGAUGAGAUUAACAAAUUGUUGCGUGAAAAACGACAUUGGGAAAAUCAAAUAUCAGCGCUUGGUGGGCCACAUUAUCGACGAUAUGGACCGAAAAUGUUCGAUGCGGAAGGGAGAGAGGUGCCGGGAAAUCGUGGUUAUAAAUAUUUUGGUGCGGCAAAAGAUCUGCCUGGUGUACGUGAGUUGUUCGAACAAGAACCACCACCACCAGCACGAAAGACACGCGCCGAACUCAUGAAAGAUAUCGAUGCCCAUUACUACGGUUACUUUGAUGAUGAUGAUAAUGUUUUGAUUCCGCUGGAAGAAAAGGCCGAGAAAAUUGCACAACAACAGGCACUGCAAGAGUGGAAAGAGAAACAAAAGAAUCGCAACGGAAACGAUGAUCAAGAGGAAUUCGAAGAAGAUGGUGCCGAUUAUGGGUUAAAUUUGAUUGACACUAAUAAUGAACGCAACCAAAACAUUUCUGACGAUCCGAUGGGUAUGCUGGCACCACGAUUCACAGCCCAUGUACCGGUUCCAUCGCAAAAAGACAUUGAGGCAGCGUUACUAAAGAAGAAGAAACAAGAAUUGCUCGAAAAAUAUGGAAUCGGAGAAGAUUGAAUAAAUACACUUUUUUAAACUGCAAA
Messenger RNA from Sitodiplosis mosellana (orange wheat blossom midge), 957 nucleotides. RefSeq names its product pre-mRNA-splicing factor ISY1 homolog. Gene Ontology annotation, biological process: mRNA 3'-splice site recognition; generation of catalytic spliceosome for second transesterification step. The coding region runs from base 113 to 931 and encodes 272 amino acids. Gene Ontology annotation, cellular component: post-mRNA release spliceosomal complex; post-spliceosomal complex; catalytic step 2 spliceosome. The transcript has 4 exons. Lineage: Eukaryota; Metazoa; Arthropoda; Insecta; Diptera; Cecidomyiidae. The record is from RefSeq and is a predicted model, not a curated record.